This is a messenger RNA of Enhydra lutris kenyoni (northern sea otter), 2790 nucleotides long. It is a transcript of the gene EPM2A, whose product is annotated as EPM2A, laforin glucan phosphatase. NCBI's taxonomy places the organism in Eukaryota, Metazoa, Chordata, Mammalia, Carnivora, Mustelidae. The transcript is spliced from 4 exons. The record is from RefSeq and is a predicted model, not a curated record. Gene Ontology annotation, biological process: protein dephosphorylation. Gene Ontology annotation, cellular component: nucleus; cytoplasm. The coding region runs from base 38 to 1033 and encodes 331 amino acids. Gene Ontology annotation, molecular function: protein tyrosine/serine/threonine phosphatase activity; protein tyrosine phosphatase activity; starch binding.
CCGGGCACCGACACCCGGAGCUGCGCCGCCCGCCGCCAUGCGGUUCCGGUUCGGGGUGGUGGUGCCGCCCGCGGUGGCCGGGGCCGGGCCGGAGCUGCUGGUUGUGGGGUCGCGGCCCGAGCUGGGGCGUUGGGAGCCGCGCGGGGCCGUGCGCCUGAGGCCUGCGGGCACCGCGGCGGGCGCGGGGGCGCUGGCGCUGCAGGAGCCCGGCCUGUGGCUCGGGGAGGUGGAGCUGGCGCCCGAGGAGGCGGCGCAGGACGGGGCGGAGCCGGGCCGCGUGGACACGUUCUGGUACAAGUUCCUGAAGCGGGAACCCGGAGGAGAGCUCUCCUGGGAAGGCAAUGGACCUCACCAUGACCGUUGCUGUACCUAUAAUGAAAACAACUUGGUGGAUGGUGUUUAUUGUCUCCCAAUAGGACACUGGAUUGAGGCCACUGGGCACACCAAUGAGAUGAAGCACACCACAGACUUCUAUUUUAAUAUUGCAGGCCACCAAGCCAUGCAUUAUUCAAGAAUUCUACCAAAUAUCUGGCUGGGUAGCUGCCCUCGUCAAGUAGAACAUAUAACCAUCAAACUGAAGCAUGAAUUGGGGAUUACAGCUGUGAUGAAUUUCCAGACUGAAUGGGAUAUUAUACAGAAUUCCUCAGGCUGUAACCGCUACCCAGAACCCAUGACACCAGACACCAUGAUUAAGCUCUAUAGGGAAGAAGGCUUGGUCUACAUCUGGAUGCCGACACCAGAUAUGAGCACUGAAGGCCGAGUACAGAUGCUGCCCCAGGCGGUCUGUCUCCUGCACGCGCUGCUCGAGAAUGGACACACCGUGUACGUUCACUGCAACGCCGGGGUCGGCCGGUCCACCGCGGCCGUGUGCGGCUGGCUCCAGUACGUGAUGGGCUGGAAUCUGAGGAAGGUGCAGUACUUCCUUAUGGCCAGAAGGCCGGCUGUGUACAUUGACGAAGACGCACUGGCCCGGGCAGAAGACGACUUUUUUCAAAAAUUUGGGAAGGUUCGUUCUUCCAUCUGUGGUGUGUAGGUGGCCUGUCUGCUUCCCCACCCUCCCAUUUUCCUUAGGGACCCAGUUUCCUUAGGUGAUGUUAGUAGAAUGACCUACAAACAAAGAUUCCACCAGAACUGAAAAGAUUGGUCACUUGGCUUUGCCCGCAGUCUGCCCCCUUUUGUCUGGGGUUGACAUUCUGUCAUGCUUUGAUUGGGCUGUAUUUUCUUUGAAAUUCUUCACCGUGGAAGCUGUGACUAACUGACACAGGACAAAAAGCCACAAACAAUUGGACUGCACAGUGUUCUAGCAUUGGACAGAAAAGUAAUGCAUGCAUCUGUUGUAUUACGGCUCAAUCACUACACCUUUUCAUGGCACUGUAAUGUGACCCGCAGAACAAAAGAUGGGGGAUCCAUAGAUGGGACUACUUGCACAUUGAUGCAUGCACAUGUGCACAGCUUUUCUGCUCAACUGAACUGAAAGGAUACAACGAGAGCUGGUCAGUUGCCAAAGAAGGGAAUGUGGAUAGAAGCAUGGACUAAGACAGAGGAGGAGCUCUCAUGACUGAAAGUUGAUGGCUUUCGAAGCUUGGUGUUGACAUCCUGCUUCCCAGUUGUUCCAGUCGGUUCCAGGCACCACCUUCUCUACCCACAACCCUGUGUGACAACCACAGGACAGUUAUUGUCUCUCUCUUUGGUGUAAUUGAGGCUCAACAAGCGUAGACAGCUUACCGCAGGUCUCAUGGCUGGUCUGGGACCAGCUAGUGUUUAAAGCCCACAUUUAUGUGUCUCAGUGCUUUCAACACAACUUGUUGGUUUUCCAGCACAGUGUAGUGGAUUCUGUGUCUUUUUCUUAGAAUAAGGCCAGUUUUUCUGCAGCAGUUUCUACAGUGAGAAAUGGAACAGCAUUCUGAUUAGUUGCCAAGGAAUUUAGGAAAGUAGUUCUAUUUUGUGCCACCUGACUUAAAACAUGGUGGGCUGUCCCAGCACCCGAGAGGCCUGAGCCAUAGCUCACGAGAGGAGCCGUCCUCCCAGAAGAGCCCAGAAUGUGAGACUCACUACCCAGGAUUCUGUCGGAAAUACAAAGAUGAACAAGACCCUGCCUUCAAAAAGCUCACAGCCCAGAAAGAGCCCGGUGUUCAACCAGCCGUCCUGCAGGAUUGAUCUAUGAUGAUAUGCUGGAGUGAGGGAAGGAGAAGUAGCUUUUGUCAGGUGCCUUGUAUGUGCCAGGUGCUUUUCAAUUUUAAUUGAACCUUCACGGUACCCUAUGAGGGCAGUUCAUUACCUCCGAUAUAGAGCCGAGAAGACGAAGGAUCAGAUAGUCAGUCAGCUGCCCGGCAUCCAUGGUGAAGAAAUGGGUGAAAUGAGAAAGCUAGGUUUGUUUAAUUCAACACCCUUUUUCUAUGACACUGCAAUGCCUGCUUAUUUUCCUGCUUCUUUUUUUUCUUCUGUAAUUAUUUAUUGAUAGAUAUGAGAGACUCUGAAUUAGGAAGUAUGGGGGAUAAGAAGGACACAAGGUAAGUUCCACUGGAGUUCAGAGGAGGCAGGGACAUCGUUACUGUGGGGCUCAGGGGCGAUGGCUUUUGAUUUGUCAGAGAAUGCUAGACAUCUCACGUUUCUCCUGCAGGUUUACCAAGUUAAAUUUAUAAGGCAGGAUUGAAUAUUAUGAAAUCUUGCUCCCUUGUUAAAAAUAACUAGAGGUAACUAUUAUAUCUAAGUAACCCAUUUAUGAUCAUAAUGUGUUGCGUAAAACUUAACCCUAAAAGUGGAAUAUUUCUAACCAGUUGUGUGUGUGUG